GCGUUGAAUUCAUAUAAAAAGCAUCUUUAGCUUGUGAACAAAGUUUAAUCAGUUAAAAAAGCUCGACAAGUUGACAACGGACAGCCGCCUUAGACGAUUAGACGAGAUCGCGCGAUUGCAUUGAAAACAAAACAAAAAAAAAAUUAAUAAAAACAGUUGAAAUAAAAAAACGCGAAAAACGACGAGUUGCCGAGCAUAAAUACACGUUCAAUAAUAGACAAGCGAGUGGGCCUUUGAACGCGCGCGCGCAAAACGAAACGAAACGGUGUGUCAAUAAAGGAGCUGCCAGACACUUGAUUAGCACGGCUACUUGCUGGUGUGUGCGUGUGUGCUUAUUGUAGUGACUUAGUGAUUGCACGGUGUCAACAAAAGACUCAAGCAACGAACUUGCAGUGCAAAAAAAAAAAAAAGAAAAAAAAACGAAAAAACAAAUUUUGAAAAUUUUUUGCGAGUGACAAAAGUGCAACGAAACUGUUAGUGUGUGUAUGUGUGUUAUUUACGCUUGAAAGCUUUGCAACAUUUUCAAACAACAUUUGAAAAGCGUUGGAAUUUCGCACCAGCGCCCAUACACAACCCAAUAUUUUUUUGCGCUUAAUAAACCGAGCUGCAGACAGCGCUUACCUCAAAAUGUGGCACUAUACACCCGCAAUCUGCCUAUGCGCCGCACUCGCCGUCAUGCAAGCAGCCCGUGCCGCACAGCUUCCCAAUUACGUGCCACCACAAUACUAUCACUACCCGACGCCGCGUCAUCCGCUCAACAUACCCGCCAAUGUGGGUCAACAGUAUCAAUUCCAACAACAGUACUCCGCUUACGCGCCGCAACGUUAUGUGCAACCCCAACAGCAGCAACAACAAUACUACCAACAAGCACAACCCUCCGCCAAGGUGACACAGCAAUUCUCCUCGCCUGCGCUGGAAAAUGCCGCCUUCACUUCAGCGCUCACCAGCCAGGGUUACACGUUUGGCGGCAAUAGCCUUGCGGCAGCUUCAGUGUCAGCGGCACGCGCGCUGCCCUCAGCGCUGUCGCUGCCACCAUCCAUUGCGCAGUCGCUUGAGUCCAGCAAUGAUAUUGCAUCGGAAGGUGCCAUUGAUUCUUCGGAUUCUUCUGUAAAUCUGAAACUACCGCUACCAGUGAACAUAGCGCCCAUCAAGGUGCAACCGCUGCCGCUGCAGGCAGGCGCAUCCUUCAGCGACCUGGCCAAUGCGGUGACUUCGUACGGCACCGUUUAUCCGCAGCGCAAGCGCCGCUGAAGCACUUGGCUUAUUUUUAUUGCGCUGCCUCGUGUAGCGCUGGUGCAAAAGAGGCUGGUUAGUUCCGAGCUAAUUUCACACAACUAGCAACAACAAMAACUAGAGCGACAGCAAAGCAAUUUGUUAUUAUGUUUUUUGUAGUGAUUUAGCUACCUAGGCGCUGCUCAUCAUCAAUCACCAGUCAUAUUUUAAGUUCUACGUAGCGGAGCAGUGUUCUGCUCUGCCGUUAAUUAUAAGUAACUGUUAAAUUUAUUGCUAACACGAUUGCCAACACAUACAUACAUACACAUUCAAUAGAAAUGCUGACGUUGCAGCCAAAAUUGUGCA
This is a messenger RNA of Bactrocera latifrons, 1578 nucleotides long. RefSeq lists its product as uncharacterized. Lineage: Eukaryota; Metazoa; Arthropoda; Insecta; Diptera; Tephritidae. The coding region runs from base 628 to 1251 and encodes 207 amino acids. The transcript is spliced from 2 exons. The record is from RefSeq and is a predicted model, not a curated record.